Messenger RNA from Capsaspora owczarzaki ATCC 30864, 857 nucleotides. RefSeq lists its product as hypothetical. Bases 27 to 713 code for a protein of 228 amino acids. Lineage: Eukaryota; Filasterea; Ministeriida; Capsasporidae. The transcript has 3 exons. Gene Ontology annotation, cellular component: Golgi membrane. Gene Ontology annotation, biological process: protein secretion; vesicle-mediated transport. The record is from RefSeq and is a predicted model, not a curated record.
AUUUUAUUUCUGGGGGUUUCUGAGAAAUGAGUUCGGCCGACCCCGCGCAACUCUUCGACGGGCCCGUCGGCUCGGGUAGCGGCGGCAAUGCGUCUGCAAGCAGCAAGAGCACCGCAGCGCCAUCCAGCAGCACCACUAACACUAACGCAUAUCUACAUCCAGUGGCCGUCGCCUUCCACCUGCUCUUCCGCACGGGCGCCGUGCUCGCGUACUUGCUCUGCGGCUUCUUCUCGGACAACUUUGUGACCAACUUUAUUGUGAUUGUCAUGCUGCUCUCGUUGGACUUCUGGACGGUCAAGAACGUCAGCGGACGCAUCCUCGUUGGCCUGCGCUGGUGGAACGAAGUCAAACCCGACGGCCAGACAAUGUGGCGCUUCGAGUCGCGCAAGGACACGUCCGGCAUCGACGCCAACGAAUCAAGGCUCUUCUGGAUCACGCUGUAUCUCUACACGGCUGUGUGGCUGUUAUUCUCAAUCCUCAACCUGGCCCUCAAGUUCCAGUGGCUUCUCGUCGCUUUUGUUGGCUUGGCCCUGAAUCUCGCCAACGUUAUUGGCUACACAAAGUGCGACAAGAAUGCAAAGCAAAAGCUCGCCAACCUUGCAGGCAGCUUUGUAACACCCAGCAUGGUGACUUCCGCUGCAAAGACGCUCAUCUCGAUGGCCACCUCCAGCAGUAGCAACAACAACCAAACACGGCAACCGUCUGGAGUUUGAGCGAGCUCGAUAUAGUUUUUGUUUCGUGUUUUGUGUGUGUGUGUGUGUGUGUGUGUGUGUGAUAGGCUGCGUGCCAGUGAUGCAAUAAGAAUUGCUUAAUAUUGUUUUCCAAUGCGGCGAAACGAAAUCAAAAACAAACAAAAC